Molecule: messenger RNA, 1417 nt
Organism: Exaiptasia diaphana
Lineage: Eukaryota; Metazoa; Cnidaria; Anthozoa; Actiniaria; Aiptasiidae
Product: cathepsin L1
Exons: 5
Coding region: 52-1029 (325 amino acids)
Cellular component (GO): lysosome
Molecular function (GO): cysteine-type endopeptidase activity
Source: RefSeq, a predicted model, not a curated record
CCGAGAAGUCACCUCGUAUUCACACUCCAAAUCGACCAGCGAAGACCAAACAUGCUCUUUUCCGUAGUGCUUGUCGCGUUUCUUGCAUUGGCCCAAGGAGGGUCGCCAGUUAGCGAAGAAGAAGUUCAGUGGAAAGCUUGGAAGUCCUUCCAUGGAAAGGAAUACGCUACCGAGACCGAAGAGGCCGAACGUCGGGCCAUAUGGCGUAACAACCUUGAGAUCGUAAAAAACCAUAACAAGGGGGGGCACUCAUAUACUCUAGCUAUGAACCAAUUUGGAGAUCUGACAGUCACAGAAUUCAAGUACUUGUUUUUGGGUUUCAAACCCGCUAACAGCACCCGUGGGUCAACGUACUUGAAGUCAAGCAACGUCAAACUUCCAUCUGAAGUCGACUGGAGGAAGCAGGGAUACGUAACACCAGUCAAGAACCAAAAACAAUGUGGUUCAUGCUGGGCUUUCAGCGCCACUGGCUCUCUCGAAGGACAGCACUUCAAGAAAACCGGUAAACUGGUCUCUCUUAGUGAACAGAAYCUUGUAGACUGCUCCACAAGCUUUGGAAACCACGGCUGCCAAGGAGGCCUAAUGGACAAUGCAUUCAGAUACAUAAAGUCUAACGAUGGUAUUGACACAGAAGAGAGUUAUCCCUACGAAGCACRAAACAUGMGAUGCAGGUUUAAGAGAGARRACGUUGGAGCUACGGACACUGGAUUUGUGGACAUUCAAAGAGGAAGCGAGGAAGCACUCCAGAACGCUGCUGCAACAAUUGGUCCUAUCUCUGUUGCCAUCGAUGCUGGUCAUUCUUCRUUCCAGUUGUACCACAACGGGGUGUACAAUGAGCGACGAUGUAGUAGCACCUUGUUAGACCAUGGUGUCCUUGUUGUUGGAUAUGGUACCUACCAAGGUCAAGAUUACUGGCUGGUCAAGAACUCUUGGGGCGAAGGCUGGGGAAUGGAGGGUUACAUCAUGAUGUCCAGGAACAGGAACAACCAGUGUGGUAUUGCAACCCAAGCCAGCUACCCACUGGUUUAGUAGUGGACUGACCGUCCGCGUCAUCGCCCCAUAACACGGAAUCCGGAGCAUUCCGGGAUUCCGAAUUCCAAGCUUGUGGAUUCCAGAUUCCUUGAAAAAUUUCACAGRAAUUCUGGAUUCYACAAUUGGAUUCAGAAUGCAAAUCAUCCUAGCUUUAACAGGAAUCAAACAUUUUUGAAGUUACAAAUUUGAUUCGUUUUCUUUCAUUGCCRCGGAUUCCGGAUUCCAAGACUGUGGAAUCCGGUUUCCAGARGCAAACUUUUGUGGGAUUCCAGAUUCUGUGUCAUUGGGCGAUUGUCAGUAUUGAUUAUAUAUAAUUAGACAAAAUGUAUUUUAUUAAACAUGUGCACAGUUAGAAUUAUUAAUAAACACACUGACUUUAACUAGU